GAGUACUUGGCGCUGGACUGUCACUCGGCUGAAAACAAUACGCUCCCACUGCUCGAGUUGUGCAUGGUGGCAAACGAACAGUUUCCGAAAUGACGUCCGAGGAAAUGACAAAAUCGCGGAUUCUGCCUCGAAGAAAACUGACGCGGAUUAUGGGGGUCGACUUCGCUCCGAUGAACACUCCAUGGGAACGUCGGCUCCAAACCUUCUCGGCUGCCUCCAUGAGUUUCUCGUUCCUGUUCGCCGGUCUCGGGGGAAUCAUCCUGAGCAUGUUUUUAUUUUUCUUCACGAAUCAUUACUGGAUACCGCUGAUAUACAUGGUGUGGUACAUAUACGAUUUAGAAACAUGUGAACGAGGCGGCAGACGAUGGCAGCGACUUCGGGAGCUCCGUGUCUGGAGAUAUAUGAGAGACUACUUCCCGGUUCAUCUCGUCAAAACCGCCGAUCUCCCGGCGGACAGGAACUAUAUAAUUGGUUACCACCCCCACGGAAUCAUGAGCUUCGGUGCCAUGAUCAACUUUGCGACGGAAGGGACCAAGUUCAGCGAUUUCUUCCCGGGGAUCUUCACGCAUGUACUGACGCUGCGCCUAAAUUUCCUCUUCCCUUUCUAUCGAGAACUGCCGCUCCUGUACGGGUGCUGCAGUGCCUCCAAGGAAUCGAUCGAGUGGAUCCUUAAUCGGAAAGGCAAGGGUCAAGCGGCGGUGAUUGUAAUUGGUGGGGCUCAAGAAGCCUUGGACGCUCAUCGUGCCGAUGAUUAUCACCUUACGUUGAAGCACCGCAAAGGAUUCGCGCGACUGGCGUUGCAGUACGGAGCUGACCUGGUGCCUGUUUUUUCUUUCGGGGAGAACGACAUUUUCGACCAGGUGGAAAACCCCCGCGGCUCGAAAUUGCGUUCCUUCCAGGAGUUCGUUAAGAAAAUUGUCGGCUUCUCACCGGCUUUCUUCCAUGGACGAGGCGUAUUCCAGUACACCUGGGGUUACGUGCCCUUCAGAUCGCCAAUCACCACCGUGGUUGGAGCGCCGAUCCGUGUGGAACGUGUGGCGAAUCCAACGCGCGAACAAGUAGAAGAGCUCCACGGGAAAUACGUUGAACAACUGCGCGGGAUCUUCGAAACGCACAAGCAUCGAUGCGGGGAAUCUCACAAGAAGCUAAUGAUUGAUUGAACCCUAUUGGACUGUCUAGUUCCGGAAUGGCCUCGCGGCCGUGCCGAUUUCAUCAUGAAGCGGCGAGUCGUACCUCUGCCCACAGAUCAAUGACUGAAUAAUCAGCGACUGCUUAUAAGGAGGCUUCUGGAUGUCCUUGCCUGGAGCGGUGUGAAUCUGUCCU
This is a messenger RNA of Galendromus occidentalis (western predatory mite), 1323 nucleotides long. RefSeq names its product 2-acylglycerol O-acyltransferase 2. The record is from RefSeq and is a predicted model, not a curated record. Gene Ontology annotation, cellular component: endoplasmic reticulum membrane. Gene Ontology annotation, biological process: triglyceride biosynthetic process. The transcript has 5 exons. Bases 90 to 1160 code for a protein of 356 amino acids. Lineage: Eukaryota; Metazoa; Arthropoda; Arachnida; Mesostigmata; Phytoseiidae. Gene Ontology annotation, molecular function: diacylglycerol O-acyltransferase activity.